AUGACGAAAGUGAGCCACAUCCCACCGGAACUAGGGGCUCUCAGCGAGCUGCAGGAGCUGCGGCUCGACAACAACAAGCUUACAGGCACCAUCCCGGCGGAGCUGGGCAAGCUUGAAGCACUGAAGACGCUCGACCUUGAACACAACAAGCUAAGCGGACCCAUCCCCAAGGAGCUGGGAGCACUUCGUAGGCUGGGAGCGCUUUUGCUCCACCGCAACAAUCUCACAGGUUCUAUACCGAAGGAGUUGGGAGACCUUACGAAGCUGAGGCAGCUUGAACUGCACUGGAACCGUCUUACAGGUUCCAUCCCGCCGGAGGUUGGAGAGCUCGCCGCACUGCAGUUCCUCGACCUCUCGCACAACCAGCUCACCGGGCCUAUCCCGCCGGAGCUGGGCAAGCUAACAGCGCUGGUGAAUCUCCGACUGUGGCACAACCAGCUAUCCGGGACCAUCCCGAAGGAACUCGGAGCUCUGAGGCAGCUGGGUAUGCUUUGGAUUUCCGACAACCAGCUUUCCGGACUAUGGCAUACACUCGGACAGGACCAGAUUGGUUCAAUGGCAGCCCGGCGAGGUACGCUUCCGGUGGAUUUAGCCCGCCUUCUCGACAUGCUUGACGGUCUUUCUUCUUGGAAAGUUGGCCGAAACCCGUGGGAGCACCCUCCCGAGGCGAUCGUGGGGGGUGGCCUACAGGUGGUGAGGGGCUACUACGAGGCCAUGUUCAUGGGCGGAACUACCGCUGUGACCCGACCGCUAAAGGUCGUCAUCGUUGGAAAGGAGACUGUUGGCAAGACAAGGUACGAAGGCCACUUAAAGUUUUGUCCAUUUUCCUCAUUCUACAUGUGCUCACUCGACUUUGCGGAGCUAUUUUCUUCACUGUUCCCACAUCGCUGACCGCUGGGUUACGAGUACCGACACUAAGCCGUUGGUGAUAAUUUACGGACGGUGCUCUACAGCCUUAUUUGUUGAACGGUGAGAGGGAGUUCCGGCGCUCCACAAAUGUUGAGUCAGUAGGGUAGGACUAUAUCCUGCAGGGGAGUAUGGUCCAAACAAUGCACCUGCCCUCCCCGCGGGAUCGCCAGUUUGAUUUUUUUUCGGUGCUUCUCAACAAUCUACUGUUGAUGUUGCGAAAAUCAGUUGCGACGCUAGUGUAUAGGUGCAAUCAGGGCCGCAACCCGUAUGCAUGGUCGCGGUUCACGCGUGAUGCCAGUUGUUUUCAUUUUUUGAUUGGUAUGGCAGUUGCCAGCCGUACACUCAACCAAGCACACAACGUUUUACGUAGCCGCACCCUGCCCCACGUUACACACGAAACUAUUGUACUCCUUCGUACGUACUGGUAUCCGUAG
Messenger RNA from Ectocarpus sp. CCAP 1310/34, 1343 nucleotides. The record is from the annotation of a GenBank genome assembly. Lineage: Eukaryota; Phaeophyceae; Ectocarpales; Ectocarpaceae.